CAAUCCACGACAGGCACGCACCCAGUAAAAGUUUCGCUUGCUUAAUUUGUGUUUGGUCACGUCUUUUAAUUGCGAAUAUAUUGGGGUAUUACAUUUUCUUUGGAAAUUUUCUCAUUAUUUCUUCGUUUUCUCGUCUCAUCCAUGACAACGAGGCAGGAAAACUACCGGGCGACGACGAGAGAGCGAGAGACGAACAAUAAAAUUUGAAGAAAUCGACCAAACAUUGAGGAAGAAAAUAUUUGCCAGAAGGAAGAAGAACAAUUCAAUUUUGUCAGGUUUUCUCUCCCCCCUCCGAUAACAUUCACAGCUUAUCUUAUUUGUCUCUCAAAACACUACUUCAACUCUAAUAACAAGGUUUCCUCUCCGACGAGACGACUCAGUCAACAGUACUUUUGCAGUUUAUUACUAUUUGUCUCUAAAUAAAACUACUUCAAGAUGACGACCAUGUGGGGAAAAAUGUACGAUAUGCGGGCCCCUUACAACGUUCGUGGCGGCGAGAUUUCCUGCCUCCGUGUCGUGAAAGGGUUCAGUGUGGAGUCCUGGCAGAAAGACACCAUCACGGAUUGUCCCCCUCGAGCAGGGUCAACUCGGGUCAGGUGUCCGCAGCCAACCUUGUUUCGCCGGUGUUACGACCGUGGCGAAUUUCCCAUCAUGAUUGAUCACAACUCUUCAGGAAAAUCGAUCCGGUGGACCGUGCAGCCCGACAUGUUGGACUACCACCACUAUCUGCCCCUCUUUUUUGAAGGACUCCGCGAAAUCGAGCAUCCCUACGCCUUCUUCGCCCGACAAGGAAUCAACGACAUGUUCAUGUUGGGACAAGGAUGUGACAAAGUACUGCCCGUCGUGCCCCACUUGAUUCGACCGAUUCGGGAGGCGCUGAACACCCGGUGCCCCCAAAUUUUGAAGGUCACCCUCCACGCCCUGCAGAAACUGAUUGUCUGCGCGCCCAAAGUGGGGGAAGCCUUGGUCCCCUACUACCGCCAGUUGUUACCAGUCCUCAACAUUUUCAAGAACAAGAACGUCAACUUGGGCGACGAGAUCGAGUACGGACAAUACAAGCGAGAAAACAUUGGUGACCUUAUCCAAGAAACUUUGGAGCUGAUGGAAACUUACGGCGGGGAGGAUGCCUUCAUCAACAUCAAAUACAUGAUCCCCACCUACGAGUCGGUCAUCCUGAACUGAAGAAAUCAUUUACAUAAUCCAAUCCACUCCAGUGCCAAUCAAUUAAUAAUUCCUUGUGAAAUUAAAUCAAUCAAUUUUUAGUCUUAUUUAAUACUGGGAUUUGUAAAAUAUUGUACUUUUUCUAAACCACGAAUGAGGAACGAACGAAAUGAAAUUGUCAUGAAUGAAAAUGAAAA
This is a messenger RNA of Folsomia candida, 1358 nucleotides long. Its product is annotated as parkin coregulated gene protein homolog. Bases 436 to 1182 code for a protein of 248 amino acids. Gene Ontology annotation, molecular function: Hsp70 protein binding; Hsp90 protein binding. NCBI's taxonomy places the organism in Eukaryota, Metazoa, Arthropoda, Collembola, Entomobryomorpha, Isotomidae. The record is from RefSeq and is a predicted model, not a curated record. The transcript is spliced from 6 exons.